Messenger RNA from Aspergillus alliaceus, 1078 nucleotides. It is a transcript of the gene maiA, whose product is annotated as maleylacetoacetate isomerase MaiA. Gene Ontology annotation, cellular component: mitochondrion; cytoplasm. Gene Ontology annotation, molecular function: glutathione transferase activity; maleylacetoacetate isomerase activity. Gene Ontology annotation, biological process: glutathione metabolic process; L-phenylalanine catabolic process. Lineage: Eukaryota; Fungi; Ascomycota; Eurotiomycetes; Eurotiales; Aspergillaceae. The transcript has a single exon. The record is from RefSeq and is a predicted model, not a curated record. The coding region runs from base 216 to 905 and encodes 229 amino acids.
GUAACAUCCAUGCAUGGUUCACAAACAUUAUUAAAUUACCGUGAAGUAGAACCGUAGAACCUUCCUUACCCUUGUACUCGCACACUCCUCCACCGUACCCCCUCUCCUAAACCAUCUAUAAUAUACCACGAAUACAGUACUACGCCUACUACAAGUCCACAUACAACUCUCCAUACAAACACACACAACCCUGAAACCCAGCAACAGCAACCGAAAUGACUACCACCCAAACCCCCAAAAUAACCCUCCACACCUACUUCCGCUCCUCCUCCGCCGCCCGCCUCCGCAUCGCCCUCCAUCUAAAAUCAAUCCCCUACACGUCCAUCCCCGUCAACCUCUUAAAAGGCGAACAAACCUCCCCAAGCAACACCGCCCUCAACCCCUCCGCCACCGUCCCAACCCUGGUCAUCCAAACCUCCACCUCAACAGUAACGAUCACCCAAUCCCUCGCCGCCCUCGAAUACCUCGAAGAAACCAUCCCCUCCCCCACCCACGCCCUCCUCCCGCCCCCCUCCAACCCGGAGACCCGCGCCCUCGUCCGCACCUUAUCCCAGAUAAUCGCCUGCGAUGUGCAGCCUGUGACCAACCUGAAGAUUCUGAAGCGGGUUGCGCCGUUCGGGUUCAAUCGGGAGUCGUGGUCGAAGGAGUUGAUUGAGGAUGGGUUCCGGGCGUAUGAGGCUAUUGUUGUGAAGACGGCGGGGAAGUAUAGCGUGGGGGAUGCGAUUACGAUGGCCGAUGUGUGUUUGCUGCCUGCUGUGUGGGGGGCGGAGAGAUCGGGCGUGGACUUGGGCGCGUUUCCUACUAUUCGGGGGAUUGCGGAGAGGCUGGAGACCGUGGAGGCGGUUAAGAGGGCGCAUUGGAGGACGCAGGGGGAUACGCCGGAGGAGUUCCGGGUGGAGGUUUAGAUUGGAAUAGGAACGUGGGGGUUCUAGAAGAAGAAGAGAAGUUUUGGUUUGGAACGAAGUAUAGCACUACGGUCGAGAGAAUGGGGAUGGAAUCGGGUUUGUCAUGGCAUGUUCUAAAUAAAUAGGUAUUCAUUCAUAGCUAUCUCAUGAUGGGAAAUCAAAUCUCAAGUUUU